Molecule: messenger RNA, 4119 nt
Organism: Pseudoliparis swirei
Lineage: Eukaryota; Metazoa; Chordata; Actinopteri; Perciformes; Liparidae
Gene: stxbp1a
Product: syntaxin binding protein 1a
Exons: 19
Coding region: 23-1807 (594 amino acids)
Biological process (GO): neurotransmitter secretion; intracellular protein transport; vesicle-mediated transport
Cellular component (GO): secretory granule; plasma membrane
Molecular function (GO): syntaxin binding
Source: RefSeq, a predicted model, not a curated record
CAGUCCAACACUCAGCAGCAUCAUGGCACCUAUCGGAUUAAAGGCGGUGGUCGGCGAAAAGAUUAUGAAUGAGGUAAUCAAGAAGGUGAAGAAGAAGGGAGAAUGGAAGGCGCUGAUCGUGGACCAGCUGAGCAUGAGGAUGCUGUCGUCCUGCUGCAAGAUGACAGACAUCAUGACGGAGGGCAUCACCAUCGUGGAGGACAUCAUGAAGCGACGAGAGCCUCUUCCCAGCCUGGAGGCCAUUUACCUGAUUACACCCACAGAGAAGUCGGUCCAGACCCUCAUCGCAGACUUCAAAGACCCUCACUCGGCCAAAUACAGGGCAGCCCAUGUUUUCUUCACCGAUUCCUGUCCUGACCCGCUCUUCAACGAGCUGACGAAGAGCCGCGCUUCCAAAUACAUCAAGACUCUGACGGAGAUCAACAUCGCCUUCUUGCCCUACGAGUCUCAGGUGUACUCUCUGGACAACCCCGAUGCCUUCCACAGCUUCUACAGCCCCCACAAGACCCAGCUGAAGAACUCUGUGAUGGAGCGGCUGGCGGAGCAGCUGGCCACGCUCUGCGCCACCCUGAAGGAGUACCCCGCCGUCCGAUACCGCGGCGAGUACAAGGACAACGCCAUCCUGGCCCAGCUGGUGCAGGACAAACUGGACGCCUACAAGGCGGAUGACCCCACUAUGGGAGAGGGUCCAGACAAAGCUCGCUCACAGCUCAUCAUCCUGGACCGGGCGUUCGAUCCCGUCUCUCCCAUCCUGCACGAGCUCACCUUCCAGGCCAUGGGCUACGACCUGCUGCCCAUCGAGAACGACGUCUACAAGUAUGAGACCAGCGGCAUCGGAGACUCCCGUGAGAAGGAGGUCCUGCUGCAUGAAGACGAUGACCUGUGGGUGAGCCUGAGACACAAACACAUAGCCGAGGUGUCCCAGGAGGUGACCCGUCAGCUCAAGGACUUUUCUGCCAGCAAGAGGAUGAACACUGGGGAGAAGACUACCAUGAGGGACCUGUCCCAGAUGCUCAAGAAGAUGCCCCAGUACCAGAAGGAGCUCAGCAAGUACUCCACUCAUCUGCAGCUGGCUGAGGACUGCAUGAAGCACUACCAGGGAACGGUGGACAAGCUGUGCCGCGUGGAACAGGAUCUGGCGAUGGGCACGGACGCCGAGGGAGAGAAGAUCAAAGACCCCAUGAGGGCCAUCGUUCCCAUCCUGCUGGACGCCAACGUCACCACGUACGACAAGAUCCGCAUCAUCCUGCUCUACAUCUUCCUGAAGAACGGCAUCACGGAGGAGAACCUGAACAAGCUGAUCCAACACGCUCAGAUCCCCCCUGAGGACAGCGAGAUCAUCACCAACAUGGCCAACCUGGGCGUGCCCAUCGUCACCGACUCCACCCUGCGCCGAGGAAAGAAGCUGGACAGGAAGGAGCGCGUGAGCGAGCAGACCUACCAGCUGUCCCGCUGGACGCCGCUGGUCAAGGACAUCAUGGAGGAUGCCAUUGAAGACAAGCUGGACACCAAGCACUACCCGUACAUCUCCACCCGCUCCUCCGCCUCCUUCAGCACCACCGCAGUCAGCGCUCGGUACGGCCACUGGCACAAGAAUAAGACUCCCGGGGAGUACCGCACGGGGCCGCGCGUCAUGGUCUUCAUCAUCGGCGGCGCGUCCUUCAGCGAGAUGCGCUGCGCUUAUGAGGUCACGCAGGCCAAUGGGAAGUGGGAGGCGGUCAUCGGAUCGACCCACAUCUUCACGCCCACCAGCCUGCUGAAGCAGCUCAAGGCCAUGAACAAACCAGAAGAGGAAGUCACAAGCUAAAAUCCUCCAAUCACAUCUCUCUCUCUCUCUCCUCUUCACCUUAAACCCCGCCCCCUUUACCUUAAACCACGCCCCCUUUCCAUCCUCCCUCUGUGUCCCGCCCCCUACACGUGUCUGCAUCCUGCUAGAGAAGAAAAAGACAUCUUAGAUGAUAACAAAAAUUAUAUAUAUAUAUAUAUAUAUAGGAUGUAUCAAAGAAUAACAUUGUUGCAAGUAUUCCCACGUUUUACAAUGGAUGCAACUAAAUGAACUAAUAAUAAGAAUAAAAAGGUUUAAAUAUCUGAACAGAAGGCCAUUUAAAAAGUACCAAAAUGUAAAACUGUAUGCUAUGACACCUGUGCAAAAGAGGUGGACAUGUUCUCUUGUUUGUUCCUUUGAGUUUCCCCCUCGGUGCGAGGCGAGUAGGGAUGUGCAGUUUGAGAGGUUGAUCUUGUAAAAUGUAUCAUAAGUCGGUCAUAAUGCAAUCCCCCCCUCCCCCCCCUGCCCGUUUGAGAUGUUCGUAUACAGUAGCAUGCUUGGACUCGUGGACUGUUAAUGUGUGUGUAUCCAUUGUGGACGUUCUGGAAGCCGCAGAGUUAGCACUUAGCUUUUUUCCCCCCGUAAAGAGCUUGAAUACUUCAACAAACUUGUUGUUUAGAGUAUAAAUACACGCUUUGGAACCACCGCUGCUCGUUGGGUUGAACUAUGGCGCCGUGUCAUGACUAAACAUGUUGGGAUAUCUCGGUGUAUACAUGAGAAUAUACCUUUAACAACAUAAUAGUUUGAUUAAAGAAUAAAUAUUUAUAUAUAGGUUUAUUCUUUUACUCAAACUGUUUAAAUGAACAUAUGAAUAUAACACAUUCCAUGACUUUUCCAAAACUUUUCGGAUUACUUUUCUUUUUUUUCCAAGGACUUUUCCAGGCCCGGAAAUAAACAUUUUAAAAUUCCACGACUUUCCCAGUUUCCCAGGACUUUAAACCAAAUUUCCAUUUGGUGAAAUCUCUGUAUUUACAUGAGUAUAUACCUUAAAUGACACAUAGAAUACAUAUUUAUAUAAAGAUUUAUUCUUUUAAUCAAACUGCAUCACUGAACAUGUGAAUAGAACUAAUUUCCAGGAGUUUAAUUUUCUUUCCAGGCCUGGAAAUAAACAUUUUGAAUUUACAUGACUUUUACAGGUUUUCCAUGACUGUACGAGAAUAUAUAUAUAUAUGUGUAUAUAUAUACACAUAUAUAUAUAUAUAAAUGGGGUGCAUGGAAUAUUCGUCAGUAUGCAAAAGGAACAAAAAAUAAAUAAAAAAACAGCGGUUCAGAUAAUUUAUUCACAUUUUUUUGUGUUAACUAACAUGUAAUCUAGCCACGCCCCCUUGACACACCCACAAAGCCAGAAAAAUGAGCGUCUCAUACUCAAAAAAAUACAUUUGUUGAAAUAUUCGUGAAAAAAAAACAGAAGAAAGAAGAAGAAACCCCGCUUGUUUGAGUAGACAUUGAAAGAGUAAAGAACCAGAACCAGAACCAGAACUCACCCCUCCUCUGCCUGCCAGACUGUAAAGUAUUUACUUGCCACGUCCUUUUUUCCUUUCCUCGGAGAAAACUUCACGUUUUAAAUGUCGAAAAAUGCUUGCUGAUAUUUAAUGAAUAAUCCUAAAAAAAGGGCCAGUUGUAUUUCAGUAUUGUAUCCUGUCAGAUUUAAAGUCUUAUCAUUGGUUAGUAACGAUGUUUAAUUGGGCCAUGCACUGAGUAGUGUUGUGUGUGUGUGUGUGUGUGUGUGCCAUAUUGUUGCCGUUUUUAGCGUCUCACUGUUGAUUGGUGAUAUUUCUGUGACGUAGUGAAACUUUUUCCUUUUUUCCAAAUGUGUCGAUGUGAAGCCGCCGUGUUUGUGACGUUUUAGCCGUAGCUGUUAGCGCUCAACUGGGAAAACAAACUUAAUAUCUAUACUUUCUUUGCCCGUUUUUUCCUCUGGUGCAACGUCAAAACCCUCCGAUUGUGAAUAGCUUUGCAAAAAAAUAGACUCUUCUUUCAUUUAUUUCUUUAUUUCCUCCCUCCUUUCCCAGCCAAACAAGUUGUAAAUUGCACUAAUGCGUUUUCUGUGAUGCAAACGCUUGACUGUGUUCAUUUUGUAUUGUUAUGAUUUGCUGUUGUAUAGGGUUUACUCUGUCAAAUUGAUUUAUAUAAACAUUAUUUAUCAGAGGAAAAAAAUAAUAGUGAUGCAUUAGUCUGUCCUAAAACUGUUUAACUUAUUGGGAUUGUAUGUUUGCGAGUGUUGAAGCACAAACAAUACUUCCAUGUGUACUGAAUAUGUACUAAGGCUGUCUAAUAAAUUGGCUUCCAUUACA